AUGGUCAAGUCUCCAGAAGCCAUCGAAAAUGACUAUCUCAAAAAAGAGCUCGAAAGAGUCACAAAGGAAUAUCUGAAAUUCGCAAGUACCUGGCAAACAGAGAACGAUCGAUUGAAGUUAGAAGCGAAAGAAAAAACGACAGCUCUGGAAGACCUGCAUCAGAAAAUGCAGGCCAUGUCGUUGGAGUUGGCCAAGUAUGAUCGGGAGAAAAAACGAGAGGUUCAAGAUGAGGAAUAUGUAGAAGCAGAAUACGAAGAGGAGGAAGGAGAAGUCGAUGUUGUUAAUUAA
Messenger RNA from Caenorhabditis briggsae, 288 nucleotides. The transcript has 4 exons. The record is from RefSeq and is a predicted model, not a curated record. The coding region runs from base 1 to 288 and encodes 95 amino acids. Lineage: Eukaryota; Metazoa; Nematoda; Chromadorea; Rhabditida; Rhabditidae.